AUUUUAUUUAUUUGACUUUCCAAUUCCUUCCUUACCCUCUACUGUUUUCUGAAGAGAGUGCCACAGUCUUUGCUUUUAUAGCUAGCUUCCUUGUUUAGUAUUUCUAUCUUUCUUUCCUGACGUCCCUCUUUCUCAGCCAUGGAUGAACUUAUCAUCUCUCCUUCUUCAUCGUCUUCACUGGUUUCUUUGUCCCAUGAAACUCCGGCGACGCUGACUAUCCAACAGAAGCUCCAGUUUGUGAUCCAGAGCCAGCCCGAUUUGUGGGCUUAUGCUAUUUUUUGGCAGACGUCGAACGAUGAUCAUGGCCGCAUCAUUUUGGGUUGGGGAGAUGGCCAUUUUCAGGGGAGUAAAGAUGCCUCUCCGAAGCUGAGUGCAUCUGUUGUGGAUAUUCCGGGGAUAAACUCUGAGAGAAGGAAGGUCAUGAAAGGGAUCCAAGCCCUCAUUGGAGAGAACCACGAGCUCGAUAUGUCGAUGAUGGACGGCAGCGACGUCACUGACGCCGAGUGGUUCUACAUCAUGUCCUUGACGCGGUCUUUCUCUGCCGGAGAUGGCAUUCCGGGUAAGGCUCUCAGUACUGGAUCUCUUGUGUGGCUCACGGGUGCACAUGAAUUGCAGUUCUACAACUGUGAGAGAGCCAGAGAAGCCCAAAUCCACGGCAUUGAGACCAUCGUUUGUAUUCCGACCUCUUGUGGGGUGGUUGAAUUGGGUUCUCUGGAAAUCAUCAGGGAAAAUUGGGGUUUGGUACAGCAGGUGAAAUCCAUGUUCGAGUCAGAUCUCAUCGGCUUGGUACCGAAGCAAUCGAAUCUCAACCCGAAUUUAACACCGACACCGAUCCAAUUCCUUGACAGAAACAUCUCUUUUGCCGAUAUCGGCAUAAUCGCCGGCGUAGAAGAGGAAGAUGCAACCUAUGAAGAUAGAACCAAAGAAAAUCACACCCAUCUCAAGAAAGAAUCCAUAAAAACGGGACAACCGUGCUAUGUGGACUCUGAGCAUUCAGAUUCCGACUGUCCUUUAGGAGCUGCUAACAACAUAGAGAAGAGAACUCCAAAGAAGCGUGGGAGAAAACCGGGGCUUGGCCGCGAGACGCCGCUGAACCACGUGGAGGCGGAGAGGCAGCGGCGAGAGAAGCUGAACCACCGAUUCUACGCGCUGAGAGCCGUCGUCCCCAACGUGUCGCGAAUGGACAAGGCAUCCCUCUUGUCCGACGCCGUUUCCUACAUCAACGAGCUCAAGGUAAAAAUCGAAGAACUUGAAUCUCAACUGCAGAGGGAGUCCAAGAAAGUGAAAGUGGAGAUGACGGACACCACAGAUAAUCUCAGCACUACCACUUCCGUUGAUCAGACCCGUCCUAGCAACUCCUCCGGCGGCAGCAGCAGCAACAGUAGCCUUGAAGUGGAGACCAAGAUCGUGGGAAACGACGCCAUGAUUAGGGUUCAGUCGGAGAAUGCAAACUAUCCUGGCGCUAGAUUGAUGGGUGCGCUACGGGAUCUGGAGUUGAAGGUCCACCAUGCGAGCAUGUCGUGUGUCAACGAGCUUAUGCUUCAAGAUGUAGUGGUUAGGGUUCCUGAUGGGCUUAGAACCGAAGACGGACUCAAAUCUGCUCUCCUCGGAAGACUAGAACAGUAAGAUUAAACUAGUUUAAUCAAUUAAUUCCUCAUAAUAUUAGCAAAAUGCGUGUGUAUUUCCUAGUAAAUCUUAGUUUCUAAAGUCUUUUAUAUAUCAGAGCUGAUACGAUCAAUAUUAUUGUAAUCAUAAGGAGAUAAAAAGAUCGAGCAGCUCUUGAGCAGAUUAAUGUUCAGUGACUUCAGUCCAUGGAUCAAUCUUUAAGCCUAAAUAAGAAUUGCAAAGUUUU
This is a messenger RNA of Rubroshorea leprosula, 1852 nucleotides long. The record is from the annotation of a GenBank genome assembly. Lineage: Eukaryota; Viridiplantae; Streptophyta; Magnoliopsida; Malvales; Dipterocarpaceae.